CGCGGUGACGCCGCGGGGUCGCGCCCCACGUGACGCCGCACCCGGAAGCGGCGCGGAGCGGCCGCCGGUGCCGCCCCCGGUACCGCUCCCGCUCCCGUCAUGUGAAGCGGCGGGACGGGCUCCCGCAGGCCACGAUGGAGCCCACGGCCUCGCAGGUGUUCUGCGGGAGGGUGCUGGGCAUGGUCAACGCCGAGGACGUCAACGCCAUCAUCCUGGCCCAGAAAAACAUGUUGGAUCGGUUUGAGAAGACCAACGAGAUGCUGCUCAACUUCAACAACCUGUCGAGCGUCCGCAUGCAGCAGAUGAACGAGCGCUUCCUGCACCACACCAGGACCCUGGUGGAGAUGAAGAAGGACCUGGACAGCAUCUUCCGGAGGAUCCGGACUCUCAAAGGGAAGUUGGCAAAGCAGUACCCGGAGGCUUUCAGCAACAUCCACGAAUCCCCCAUCCUGGAAGACGACGACGACUUCGACCCCGUCCCCAAGAGCACCACGACCACCAUCGCUACCUCUGAGCAGAGCACGGAGUCCUGCGACAGCAGCCCCGACGUCAUCUCCCCCACCACCAGCCAGGAUUUCGAGGAUUUAUCCCAGGGCCAGUACGACGGCCCGGCCGUGAACGGACAGAGCCUCACAGACGAGGACAGGGCCGAGGGCCUGGACUAGGAGUCACCUCCCGCCCCUGGAGAACUUUCUAUCCUGUAUUUAUAUUUGUGUGUCGCUUUAUUUUUCUUUUUUUUUCCUUCCUCGGGAAGAGGGAAGCGAAGGCUGGGAGAAGCCGAGGCAGGAAGGUGCUGCCCUUCUGCCUCCAAAGUGCCGCUGAGGUGUAAAACCCCACAGCUCGCUUCAGGGGGGAAUCAGUAAAUCCUGGCUUGGAAAUGCC
Messenger RNA from Corvus hawaiiensis (hawaiian crow), 882 nucleotides. It is a transcript of the gene KXD1, whose product is annotated as KxDL motif containing 1. Gene Ontology annotation, biological process: lysosome localization. Gene Ontology annotation, cellular component: BORC complex. Lineage: Eukaryota; Metazoa; Chordata; Aves; Passeriformes; Corvidae. The transcript has 5 exons. The coding region runs from base 135 to 665 and encodes 176 amino acids. The record is from RefSeq and is a predicted model, not a curated record.